AUGACUAAUAACAACAACAACUCGUUUUUUAGCAUCCGUCCCUUCCUUGAGAAGGAUAGGCUGAACGGAGAAAAUUUCAUCAAUUGGGAAAGGACCCUAAGACUUCUUUUAAAGUCGGAGGGUAGAGAGGAUGUCUUAGAAAACCCACUUCCAGUAGUGACUGAUGAAUCAUCUGAUGCUGAUAAACAUCGUGCUAAGCAGGCUUAUGAUAGGUCUACUCCAAUCACUUGCUUGAUGGUGGUGGCUAUGGAACCGGAACUCCAAAGGAGGAUGGAAAAUGGUGAAUAUGUUCUCCAACAUGCUUUCAAAAUGAUUGUUCUUUUUGAAAGCAUGGAACGUCUUGGAUUCCCUUAUAGCCAACAGUUGGCUACUGAUAUCAUUCUCCAUUCAUUGCUUGACAGCUUUAAUCAGUUUAGGAUGACUUUCAACAUGAAUGAGUCUGAAAAGACUUUGACUCAAUUGCAUGGGAUGCUUGUCAAUGCUGAAAGGAACAUUCCCAAAGAACCAAAGAAAGAGGUUUUGAUGGUUCAAAAGGGAAAGGGUUUCAAAAAGAAGGGGGCAGGCAAGAAAAUCAAAGGCAAGAAAUUGUCAAAGUUUCUGAAAAGCCUAAGCAGGCCGCUAAACCAAAAGUUGCUGCGGAAAGCAAAUGUUUCUACUGUGAAAAGAUAG
Molecule: messenger RNA, 669 nt
Organism: Chenopodium quinoa (quinoa)
Lineage: Eukaryota; Viridiplantae; Streptophyta; Magnoliopsida; Caryophyllales; Amaranthaceae
Exons: 2
Coding region: 1-669 (222 amino acids)
Source: RefSeq, a predicted model, not a curated record